GACGGCGCACCCAUUAAACAGACCGAACUCAUGAGGCUUAAGACCAGACCCGACGGCAGCGUUUGUCUGACCAUCGAUUGCGCCAAACUAUCGGACGCCGGAAAGUACGCCGUCUUCGCGAAGAUCGGCAACAGAGGCGUCGGUUCGAUGUCUGUCGUCUCCGUCACGAAAGCGCCCGAAGAAGAGAAACCACAGGAAGAAGAAGAGGCGCCCGAAGAGGAGGACCAACAAAUGGAGUUUAAGGACAAACUGCCCAAAGCCUUAACAGUAGCCGAAGGAAGUCCAUUGAAACUCGUGGCGAAGAUCGCGCGACGCGGCGAACGGAUUCCCGCAUUAAAGUGGACUAAAAAUGGGGCUCCGGUUGAAGAGUCCGAUCGCGUGUAUCGCGAGUCGACGCCCAACGGAACCGUUGCGCUGAAGAUCGACAGCGCGUUGCUAUCAGACGCCGGAAACUAUACGCUGAGCUUCAAGACGGCGGACGGUAUGAAGAGCUGCAACGUUGCCGUUCAGAUCACACCCAAAUCGACUAUAGAUAAGCCGGUCUUCAUUAAAGGUCUGUCCAGAAUGAGCGCAGAGGAGGGAAAGUCGUGUCGAUUGGAGUGUAAAGUUUCGGGAGAUAUUGAAACAAUCAAUUGGUUUAAAAAUGGAGAGAAAAUAUCGGCGAACGAACACUUCGGGUUCGUUAGGGAUUCGGACGGAACUCUGGCUUUACUCAUAGAUUCCCUUAAAUCCGAUGAUUCGGCCGAAUAUUCUGUGGAAGUAAUGAAUAAGAGCGGAAAGGCUGACACCUCUGCCGCCCUUAAAGUCGUACAGAAGGCCAAAGAAAAGCCAAUAUUUUUGGAGGAAUUGAAGCCAAUUAUGUCGAGUGAAGGAAAUAAACUAAUUUUGAAAGCCGUCUAUAAGUCAGACCUUCCGGCGACCGUUAAAUGGAUGAAAGAUGGCUUUGACCUGAAGGCUGAUCAUAGGAUUCAAAUACAUGAGGGACCGGACGGUACGGUCACUCUGACCAUAGAGUCGGCCCUUAUGGACGAUAGCGGGAAAUAUACGGUUUCGGUGAUCAAUGAUGAGGGAAGAGUGCGAAGCAGUGGAGCCGUUACUGUCGGCUCCAGAGAUGACAAUAAACCCGUUAUCACCGAAGGUCUCAUUCCAGUCACUCUAAUGGCUGGAGAGACGGGAAAGUUGACGGUUAAGGCCUCCGGAGAACCCGAGAUUAGGUUUAUUAAAGAUGGCCAACAAGUGAUUCCCAACGAUAGGGUCCACAUAAAGGGUCAGCCGUACGGCAAAACUGAACUCGUUUUCGAUGAGGUCAGGCCUGAAGAUGAGGGCAAUUAUAUUGCGGUCGCAGUCAAUGAUAACGGAGAAGCGAGAAGUAGUGCACCGGUUCUUGUGAACAGGUCGCCAAAGUUUGAGAAAUCAUUGACUGAAACGACUGGAAUCGAUGGAUAUCCAGCAAAACUGGAGACCAAAGUUGACGGCCGGCCGACACCUGAUAUCAAAUGGACAAAAGACGGCCAAACACUGCGUCCCGACGGAACUCAUCUUAAAGUAUACGCGGGAGACGACGGCAUUCACACACUUUUGUUUGACAAAUGCUCGCCAAAUGAUUCCGGCACUUAUGGUGCGAUUGCGAGCAAUGAGUUCGGAAAGACCGAGACUUCGGCCCCUUUUACGGUCAAAUCCAAGGUCGAAGACAUGGGCCCCGAAUGCGCCCCAAUUUUCAUCGGUUCCCUUCAAGACGUGGCCGUAAACGAAGGCCAGACCAUUGACUUCUUCGCUGAAAUCAAAGCCAAUCCGAUUCCUGAUAUAAAAUGGUAUUUUAAUGGACAAGAAAUACAAAUUUCGGAUAACAUUCUCAUGUCUUUCGACGGCACGAGAGCUCAGCUAAAGAUAAUCAAAUGCGAAGCCAAACAAAUGGGCGAAUACGAGCUCAAAGUGACCAACAGUUUGGGUGAAACGAGCUCUAAAGCGAAGGCCGAUGUGAUCGGCAAAAGUGCGCCCAAAUUUGUGCAAAAGUUUACGGACUCUGAGGUCGGACUCUCGGAAUCGUUGAAAUUGGUGUGUCGUGUGAUUGGAUUUCCGGCGCCCGAUAUCCAGUGGUUCUGUAAUGGAGAUCGUAUUGAAGCGGGAAUUCAUUACACGAAGGGAGAGUCGGCCUCUUUCCUCAAGAAACUGUCCGAUUGUGAGGUACGGGAAGGAAAGACCGCUAAAUUUACGGCCUGUGUUACCGGUUCACCAAAACCCGAGAUUAAAUGGUUCAGGAAUGGCGUUGAAUUUGAUCCGUUGUCGUCGACCACCAAAUACGGUGUGGAAUACCUGAGGAAUGGAUUGAUUCGGUUUGAGAUCCGUUCGGUGGAAGCGUCGGAUUUGGGUGAAUACCGGUGCCACGCGAUGAACGCUCUCGGCUACGACAACUCCAUCGCGACCCUCAAGUUUGAGUGUAAGCCCUGUUUGAUGCCAUCAUUACUAUCAGCCCUGUUUGGCGCCAAUCAAAGAGCAGUCACACAAUUAUUAACACCCGAAUUGAGUCCCAUUUCGUGCGCCCUUUCGGCCAUCAGUUUGUUUGUGGCGCUAAUAGUCUUACUGAACGCUUUCAGUUCCCCGCCAUUCCCGCCGCAGCCGUGCGAUACAACUCUGGCCAAUAUUACAGAGUUUGUAUUCAAAUGCACCAGCGAUUCGUGCCCUUCCACUCCCCCUAAAUAAUUGGGACAUUAAUUGCAAUAACAACUAUAUGUUUGCGUAACGCCUGUAACCCGAGUGAAACUGUUGGCCAUAACUAUCUAUCGCUCAUUGUUUUAAAUUCAAUAUUCAAUUUAUUUCGCAAUUUGAGAUUCAAAUGUGCCUAAUAUAGUGUUCCCCUAUUUUGCGAGCUAUGCAUAGCUUUUGUUCAGUCCAUCCGUUCAAACCCCGCUUUCCACCACUUAUUGAGACAUUAU
This is a messenger RNA of Medioppia subpectinata, 2933 nucleotides long. The record is from the annotation of a GenBank genome assembly. NCBI's taxonomy places the organism in Eukaryota, Metazoa, Arthropoda, Arachnida, Sarcoptiformes, Oppiidae.